This is a messenger RNA of Sugiyamaella lignohabitans, 2754 nucleotides long. It is a transcript of the gene TRE1, whose product is annotated as Tre1p. Lineage: Eukaryota; Fungi; Ascomycota; Dipodascomycetes; Dipodascales; Trichomonascaceae. The coding region runs from base 1 to 2754 and encodes 917 amino acids. The record is from RefSeq and is a predicted model, not a curated record. Gene Ontology annotation, molecular function: carboxypeptidase activity. The transcript has a single exon.
AUGCCUGAAGAAGUACAUUCUUCUGUGGGAACGAGGCAGUCGCCUUCUUUGACCCCUGAUGAAUUACCCCCUUCAUAUGAAGUCGUCGUUGAAACAGAUGAUACCAAUUUUGAGAUAAGUAGCGACAGCGAAGGCGAGGGAGAAGAAAUCCCUUUUAUCUCCAGGCCCACCAUAACUAAUACAGGGUUUGGCACUAGAAGGGUGCCAAAUUUACCUAGCUGGAUGUUGGAGCAUCAUGACUUCGGGAGACCGGCAAGUGCCACGAGAUCAAGAAGAGAAAGUGAUGCUGAGCAGCAAAGGGGUAGUUCCGACCAUGGUACUCCCAGAAAUUCUGAGGAACAAGAACUUCACCGAGAGAUGGAAUUCUUCGAGGUACUUGACCCUGAAAAUCCUUCUGUCUCUCUCCCACAUACCAUGUAUGUCAGAGCCAGCCAAGUUUCGAAGCGGUUUGCUCAGAAGAUCAGCUCAUCCUUAAUAAUACCUGUACAGCAGAUGAUUGUAGAUCCUGUCGCAAAGUUCUGGACCCAUUUAAAUGCCAGAAUAGACGCCGGUCUUGGAAGAUUGGGUAAUCCAUUGAUGCUGCGACGGCUGGCAUAUCUGAUUAUUGUAUCGGCCACGGUUUUUGGUGCUAUCGCACUUGGAAUUGUACCUACCGAUUCAGGAUUUGGUAAUGGAGAUGGUCUCUUUGGACAUGGCCGGUUCCACGAUCAUCGCAAAGUUAGAACUUAUAUCAAAGAUGCGAUAUCAGCAGAGUCUCUACGAGAUACUAUGGAAUAUAUGACAUCAAUGGCCCAUAUGGCUGGCACGUCUGGUGACUACAUUCUAGGUGAGCACGUGGAGAAUUUAUUAAAUAGCUACGGUAUUGGGCCUGUAGAAUUUAACACAGAGCAUGUAUACUUGACAUCAUCAAAUUCGACAGAUUCGGCGAUGGAGCUCAAACUGAUAGAUUCAAACGGCAAUGUUCAGCAUGAGGCGAAAUUAUAUGAAUCUCAAGCUUUAGAUCACCCGACAGAGUCUCAAACUCAACCACGACCGUUUCAUGCACUAGCGGCGUCUGGGAGCGGAACGGGCCAUAUAAUAUAUGCCAAUUAUGGAACGAAAGAAGACUUCAAAUUUCUCUCUGAGAAAGGUGUUGAUAUCAAAGGUUCGAUAGUAUUUAUGAAAAUGGGUCGGAUGGCCCUAGGGCUGAAAGUUAAGCUGGCGGAACAGGCAGGUGCAGUCGGGGUCGUAACUUUCAGUGAAAAGUUGCAAAAAGAUACAAAACUUUGGCCCGACGGUCCAGACUAUUCCGCAGAUGCAGUAGAACGGGACUCUGUGGGAAUUUCUGCGAUUUAUCCGGGUGAUAUCCUGACCCCUGGAUGGUCAUCUUCGAGGACACCGCAGGUUAUCGAGUAUAAAGAAGCUCGGAACGUUCCUAAAAUUCCAAGUAUUCCGGUGUCUUGGAAUAGUGCAGAGCCUUUUCUUAAUGCCUUGAAGGGCCAUGGGAUCCAUGUGCCAGAUUGGGGAAACAAUGGCCAGCCAGCAGGCGUCCAAGAAUGGUGGACAGGUGAUAAAUCUGCCCCAACUGUAUUUCUGAAGAACGAGCCGAUCAUUGGUGAACGUCAUGAGAUUUGGAAUGUACUUGCACGAAUCGAGGGACUUGAACAGUAUGAUAAAGCUGUUAUCAUUGGUGCUCAACGAGAUGCCUAUUGUUAUGGCAGUGUGGACCCUAUGUCGGGUACAGCCAUUCUACUCGAGGUGGCCAGAAUAUUUUCUACUUUAUAUACUCAGUUGGGCUGGACCCCAUUGAGACCUAUUUAUUUUGUCAGUUGGGAUGGCUCUGAACAUAACAUUGCUGGGAGUACAGAAUGGGUGGAGGCCCAUAGUGAGGAUUUGAAAAAGGAUGGACUAGUGUACAUUCAUCUUGAUUCGGCUGUUUCUGGUAAUAAUUUGAAUGUCAUGGGACACCCACUCUUUGAUGGAAUAGUGAACAGUAUUUUGAAAGAUAUAAGCGAUCCAAUUGUCAAUACCACUUCUGUUGCAGAUUCCUAUGGUGAUAGUCAUAUUAAAACAAUAAAAGAUAUUGGGGAUUAUCUUCCAUUUUUAUCGCACACAGGAGUUCCUGCAAUCACUAUGAGAUUCGAAAACAGAGAGUCUACUUUUCCAAAACAUAGUUGUUACGAUUCCUUGGAGUGGAUGAAAAAAUUUGGGGACCCAGAUUUUCGGUAUCAUAAGGCAUUAACAGAAAUUGUGUCAUUUUUGGUCCUACGCUUUGCUGACGAGCCUGUGAUUCCAUUUAAUGUUGCUGCGUAUGGAGAUCAGUUGCAUGGAUAUAUACGAGAUUUGGAGAUAUAUGCUCGGGCCUCGCCAGGAUGGUCGGAAAAUGGCCAUAAAAUGGACUUCAAUAAACUAGUUCAUGCAUCUGAUACAAUGAUUCAGGGGGGCGUAUACUUUAACGAAUGGUUCAAUGAAUGGCUUAAUAUAGUCCCUGUGGGGGAAUCACCAAUGAUGACUGGACAUAGAUGGGGUUGGAAUAAUCGACUGUUAGAGCUGGACAAACAUCUUCUAGAAAGGAAUGGACUUCCUGGUCGUAACUGGUUUAAGCAUGUAAUAUUUGGACCGCAGCUGUGGCAUCCGACCACAGGAGACUAUGAGUGGAGCACUUUUCCAGGAAUUCGAGAUGCAAUUGAGGCUGGCGAUUGGGAAACCGCAGUACAGGAAGUCGAACAUGUGGCAGAAAUGAUAUCGUUUGCCUGCAAUCGUUUUGUACAGUAG